AGUAAAUAACAAAAGUUGCCCAUAGCAGGCGGCUGUAUCUAGGCCUAUCCCACACUUGUUUUGCCAGCUGUUUGCUGCUUAUAUACUUUAUACUAAUGGCAGCUUAUGUCUUUUAUUAAUAGUUGAUACUUAUUAUGAAUGGACGGUGACGAACAAGACUGCAUUAUUCAUUUACCUUUACGUGUUUAAUGGACUACGUACAAUUCAUGUGAACAAAUGACAAUCAAUAUCACAUCCAGACCGUAAUGAUUAUAGACUGAGGGCCAGUUAUGUACAAGAGGUAUCUGUCAGGUGAUGGGCCUAGUCCUCGAAAAGAGCCUGGAGAAUCCAAAUUGCAAGAGACACUGCAGAAGAAGGUCACUCAGUCUGAGGAAGAUAAUGUGAGAAGCACCGUUACGAAAUGCUGGGACAGAGCAGAAGAACUGAAGGUGUCGACAACUCCGAGUUCUGAUGACACAACAGGUCUGUCUUCAUGGAAAACAAUACGGGUCUUUGUUUCUUCGACGUUUACCGAUUUCUUCAACGAACGAGAAAUUCUCGUCAAAAAGGUGUUUCCCGAGCUGCGAGAAUGGUGUGCGGAACGCUCUCUUUAUUUUGUGGAGUGUGACCUUCGCUGGGGUGUGCCCAAGGACUCGACGACCUCUGACACAAUUUGCACCUGCAUGGAGGAGAUUGAUCGAUGCCAUUCAGAAAAUGAGGGCACACCUUUCUUCGUCAACCUCACUGGCGAAAGAUAUGGCUGGAUUCCCACAGAAGAUGAAGUCCCGUCAGAUGUCCGUCAGCAGUAUGACUGGAUCAACGACACCUCCAUCACCUUCAUGGAAAUAAUGCAUGGAGCCUACAGAAAACAGAACCCAAAUGCGGUCUUUUUCCUCCGGAAUGGCGACUUCUGUAGAGAUCUCCCAGAGGAAUACCAGCCAAGAUUUGUAGAUCCGGAGCCGGUCAAAAAGGAACAUCUGAGGGUCCUUAAACAGAAGCUCAGAGCCAGGUUUCCAGAACAGGUAUUUCAGUACUCCUGUCAAGUGGAAGGCGUGUCCGAUGAGUCUGGGAGACAGAGGGUGAAGCUAAAAGGAUUAGAAGACUUUGCUGAAAAGGCGAAAGAUUUUCUACAGAAGGCCAUUAUGCGUACUUACCCUGAUCAGAAAGCAGUCAAAAAUCCAGACCCAGAGGUACAAGAGAUGGAGAACCAGCGUCUAUAUAUGGAGAAAAAGUCGGAGUUUGUCGCUGGCCGAGAGGAUCUUCUGAAGAUGAUGCUGAGCUAUGCCAAGGGUGACCCUUUGGACGGUGUGCAGUUAUCAGAUGGAGAGAACAAAUCUUUCGUCAGGGAUCCUGUUUACUGGGGAGUAGAAAAGGGAGAUAACCCUGUCCUUUGCCUGAGUGGGCCUGUGGGCUACGGCAAGUCCACAGUGAUGGCAAAACUCGUGCAGAACGCCCUGAAGUCUGGAAUCCCUGUGAUCUACCACUUUGUGGGAUGUUCCUCGGACAGCAGACUGACCGAGAAAAUGUAUCGACGAAUCAUCAAGUCCAUCACAGGGGAGACAUUAGAUGACAUGCCUCCGGAGCAACAGGAUUGUAUGCAGUUUUACAAGGACAAGUUCCGUGACUGUCUGCCUCUACUGAGAGAAGAUGGCAAGGAUACACUACUGAUCAUAGAUGCCAUAAAUGAGUUAGUAGACUACAACGCAUACAAUCACCUGUCAUGGCUGCCCCCAAUGCUCCCUGGGAAGGUUCGGUGUAUAGUUAGUACAGCAGACACCCAUUCCCCAACCGUACACCGACUCCAGGAACAUCCCUGUUACCAUGCCAACAUGACUCCCCUGUCGACCGUAGAUGCUCGCCUCAUCAUCACCCAUAGACUAGCCAGAUUUAAUAAGACACUUGCUCCAGAUGAGAUAGACCAGGUUCUAUCCCAGUCCUGUGUACACAAUCCUCUCUGGGUGUGGCUACUCACUGAGGAACUGCGCAUGUUUGGAGACUUUCGGACGUUGUCUACCAAGAUUAAGAGUGUUUCCGACUCCGUCACCAGUCUUCUUUCCUCUAUCAUCAAACGACUCAUCACUGAUGAUGAAACAGGAUACAUGGAGAAGGCUCUUUGUAUGAUUGCGUGUUCACGAGGCGGGGUACCAACACGUGACCUCACAAAUCUCCUUGGUGACGUCGACCAGAAGGAGUCACUUCCUGCUUUGUACCUGGCCAAGAUACGACGCCUCCUCAAGCCCUACGUUAGGACAGUAGGCACUCGGGAAUUUCUCACCUUCAGCCACUCGGCCAUACACCAAGCUGUAGAGGAAACCCUGUUGACCUCUAGAGAUACGAUCAAGGCUUACCACAGCACCAUGGCAGAAUAUUACCUGACGUGGAGUACAGACAAAUACGUCAACCUGGAGACUGUCCCGUACCACUGUACACAGGCAGGACUCAAGAGCAGACUCGUCGACUUUCUACGCAAAUCUCCGGAUUCUAUAAAUAUGCCAGACUUUGUCAGAGCCAAGUACCUACAGGACCUUCGUUGCAAGAACCUUGCUGACCCAGUUUUACCUAACAUCAUGGAUGUUGUUAUCUGCAUGGCUUGCUCCAUGAAGAAAUCCUCCUUUGGCCCCCGAUUUUACAACAAAACAUCCUGUGUUGUCUGCGGGUCACAGGUAUUUGACAGCCAGCUCCGGAAAAACACUGCUACGGCUCACUACUGUGGUUUCCACUCCGUAGGACACAGCCCAAGGAUGGGAAAGUGCCAUGUUUGUAGUAAUGUUGUCGGAAAAGAUCCCGACGGAAAACAGAAAUUCGGAACGGUGUGCGGACAAUUAUGUAAUAGAUGUAGCUUUGGAAAUGAUGCCAAAAAAUGUUGUAUGAUCUUAGCCGAUUAGCCAUGUAAAUGUAUGGUUGUUUAUAUAUAGACGUUUAAUGGUGUGAUAAUAUAUAUAAAGAAGCGUAUUUAUUUCAUUGGCCGCUUGCUUAAACAAUCAACUGUGAUCAUAGUUGUACUUGUAGUGAGCAGGUUGAAAAGGUAGUCCGAUUUCUUGCCCAGUUUUCUAAUAGAAGACGAAGAUCGAAUGUCCGCAGUAUACAUUAAGUGUAUUCUUUGUCCCACACUUAACGAAUUCCCAUUCCUGCCAUAAGUAUCGCAUAAAAGCAAAAAGAGAAAAUUGAAAGACUACCGAAGUGUCAACUAACCAGUAAUUCGAACUCAACUGUUGUGGUCCAAUCAGUCUUGUUAAUUAUCAAUUUAAAAUAAAAACAAAAUCUUUUUAGUCUCUUUUCGUCAAAAGCUUAUGAACUGGAACCCAUUCUAAGACCCUGUUCUUACAAAUCCAUUCCUAUGCCAAGGACACAUAGCAAUUUGAGAAUGAAACACAGAAUGUGCGAAAUUCUCAAAAUAUGUCUACAAUAAUAAACUAGCCAGUAAGGAAUAAUGAAGUGUUGUUACUUGAAAAAGUAUAUGUAAAUGAGGUUAAUGUAUUUUCAAAGGCCCCCUCUAAGGAGUCAAACCUGGGACUUCUGGUUUACUAGUCUUACGCUCUACCGAAUGAGAAAUUUGCGGUAUCCAGGUCGCUAGUAUUUUACAGGAGUGACAUACUCCCUCUCCAGGAAUGAACUCGUCCAGACUUUUCCAGGGGUCAUAGUGAUUCUUGUGAAAGUACUGCUGAGCAUAGUUUUUUAAUGCCUCCACUAGGAGACAAACAUGGGACCUCUGGUUUACUGAUCUUAUGCUCCACUGGAUGAGCUGAAGAGAUAUUCUACCUUGGCAAGAUGGUAGGAGGCGACUAGUAGUUUCCCUGGGUGACGUGUAGUUGGUAUUUGAUUGGAUGCUGUUUAAGUUCAGUAUAUAUUUCAUUUGAAUUCCUACAUCUUAUGGUCGUUUGAUUUUUGUCUCGCCGCCACGAACUGGAAGUGAGACUUAGGUGUUGCUUUUCUGGCGAAGGUGGUGGCAUCAACAUUAACUUUUUGCGUAUAAGUUAGUUUCUCUGAUAUAAUAAGUGCUACACCAACCAAACUUGGACCAUAGAUGCAUCUUAGGUAGUACAUCUCAACCCAUGCAUCAGAUGCUGGAUACGGCCUUCCUUUCAUGCUCCAUUGACUUUGUCAGCAUCUCCAUCAGCAUUAAGUUUUUUGCAUUUAGGUUAGUUUCUCUGAUAUGUGCAUCGAUGGUCAAAGCGGGACCUAGGCGAGACAUAUCAAUCCGAAUGGCUUGUCCUAACUUGUGAUAGCAGGAAAAGUGAUAUUUUAUACUGCGUAUAUAUUUUUGUGUAUACAAAAUUAUACAUGUUCAUCAGUUUUUUAAGGUUUUGUAUCGUAUGAUAUAUUUCAAAGGUUAAUGUUUAUAUAGCCUUGAAUUUUACAAGAUUGAUUUUCUUAAAUAAGAUUCUGUCCAUCCUUUGGAUAUUUUGUCAUGUCAGCCCCCACCCCCUAUUUUUGGAGAAAAAUAAUUGACAUGCCAGUACUACCAAUUGCCUGUGUAUAAAUGCAUUUGUUAAUCUCCCAUAGUAUUUUAUCCUUCCCACCAUAUGCUUUGCAUGAAUUGUCUGUAACCACAUCCAGAGGACAAGAAAUACAAGGGAUAUAUAUCAAAGACGGUUUUGUUUUUUUAACGAAUGUAUGAAAUUAGUUUUUUUUGCAUUCCAUGUUUUGAUUAGAGUGGUUUAUAAACAUAAAUGUUCAGAUCAAUGUUGAUCUGAUUGUAUCAGUAGACUUUGUCAUAUAUUUCCAUUUGUUCUAAUAGUGAUUUUUUUUUGUUCACGUAAUUGUAUUUGUAUUUUAAUUACGAUAUUGUCUUUUGUA
Molecule: messenger RNA, 4776 nt
Organism: Mizuhopecten yessoensis (Yesso scallop)
Lineage: Eukaryota; Metazoa; Mollusca; Bivalvia; Pectinida; Pectinidae
Product: telomerase protein component 1-like
Exons: 19
Coding region: 270-2864 (864 amino acids)
Cellular component (GO): Cul4-RING E3 ubiquitin ligase complex
Source: RefSeq, a predicted model, not a curated record